Messenger RNA from Orbicella faveolata, 537 nucleotides. RefSeq lists its product as uncharacterized. NCBI's taxonomy places the organism in Eukaryota, Metazoa, Cnidaria, Anthozoa, Scleractinia, Merulinidae. The record is from RefSeq and is a predicted model, not a curated record.
AUGGAAAUGAGUGAUGGCUGUGAUGCAGAAGAUUCUUUCGUUUGUAUUUUUGUUCACUUUAAAUAUUCUCUGUACCCUCCAGGUAAAGUUAGAAUUGGUGUGGCCAGGCCAAUACCUUUGCCUGAUGACGAUGAAGAAUACGAGGAGAGCCCACCAGACACUGCAAGAUACAAUGGCGAGCCUCUGCUCAAAGAUGCUGAACAGCAGAAACGAGACCAACAGGCCGCCCUGAUGGGUGAUAUUGAAGUUGAAAAGGAGAGUGAUAACGAGUCUAGUGGUAGCGAAAGUGAACAGUCAUCAAAGUUUGACUUUGGACCGCCGCUGUUGUUUUCAGGAGACUCCAUUGAUAUGGACAGUUUACCUGAUAAUAUUAAAUCAAGAAUUGAGACUAUCACUAUUCGAAGACAGAUGGUUGGAAAACUGGGUAAGUGGAUUGUUUGUGACUCGGGUUUUCAGUUGGAGAAUGAUGCCCUGUUCACAUUACGCCGGAGGAAUUUGAAAACGGAGGUUUCACUCUGAAAACGCAUCAUAUGAUUG